GACCUUUGACAUUUUUGAUAUGGCAACAUCGUCUCCUUUCUUUUUUUCGUAGCCCUUUCCGGUUUUGUUCCUGGGGCAAGAAGCCGUAGUUUCGGUUUUUAUUAUUUUUAAUCGCCCGUAAUCCUACAAAAUGAGAAUCUAUAAGGAUAUUAUUACCGGUGACGAGAUGUUCUCGGACACGUAUAAAAUUAAACUGGUUGAUGAAGUUAUCUAUGAAGUCACCGGUAAAUUGGAGACCAGAACCCAGGGCGAUGUCAGGAUCGAGGGAUUCAAUCCCUCAGCUGAAGAUGCGGACGAGGGCACAGAUACUGCAUCCGAAAGUGGUGUAGAUAUUGUUCUCAACCAUAGGCUUGUGGAGAGCUACGCCUUCGGCGACAAGAAAUCUUUCACAUUGUACCUUAAAGACUACAUGAAAAAAUUAGUCGCAAAAUUGGAAGAGAAAUCACCUGACCAAGUAGAAAUUUUCAAAACAAAUAUGAACAAAGUAAUGAAAGAUAUCCUCGGUAGGUUUAAGGACCUCCAGUUCUUCACUGGUGAAUCUAUGGACUGUGACGGCAUGGUGGCCAUGUUGGAAUACAGAGAUAUCAAUGAUGUCUCCACCCCUAUCAUGAUGUUCUUCAAGCAUGGUUUAGAAGAAGAGAAAUUCUAAAUAUAACAGCAUAAGUGAUAUUAAUACAUAAUAUUCCAAACACCAGAGCCUAAUUAAUACCAUUUUUUAUUUAUUUACUCAAUCAUGUCCGCUCAGCAUUAAUCGGCUUCGGCUACUCCCCAUCAAAGGCUGAACUUUUUUUGUAAAGAAAUAAUGUUGGAUAUUAAAUAAUUUAACAAACA
Molecule: messenger RNA, 831 nt
Organism: Vanessa tameamea
Lineage: Eukaryota; Metazoa; Arthropoda; Insecta; Lepidoptera; Nymphalidae
Gene: Tctp
Product: translationally-controlled tumor protein homolog
Exons: 3
Coding region: 131-649 (172 amino acids)
Cellular component (GO): cytoplasm
Molecular function (GO): calcium ion binding
Source: RefSeq, a predicted model, not a curated record